Messenger RNA from Symphalangus syndactylus (siamang), 1431 nucleotides. RefSeq lists its product as uncharacterized. The record is from RefSeq and is a predicted model, not a curated record. Lineage: Eukaryota; Metazoa; Chordata; Mammalia; Primates; Hylobatidae.
AUGGCGCGGACACGCAGCCACCUGAGGCCCGAGGACACCUGCGGGCAGGCGGCGGCGAGCGCCGCGGUGCCCCGCCUCUGUCCGCACCACUGGGCGCUGGACCUCUCAAGACCUGCCCCAGAUGCGCCCACACCUUGGCCAGGCCUCGCCUGUGGCUGGAGCAAGAGUGUCCGCGCCGACAAUGAGACACUCAGACACCAGAGACCCCAGAUACCUGGGCGACAGCGCGGCACCCGCCUCUGGGAGCGGAGCCAGCCAGGCAACCUCAACCCUCAGGUCUCUGCACCCUCCCCCAACUGCGCCCCGCCCACACUCCCGCGCCCUCCCCCGACUGCGCCCCGCCCACAUCCCCCGCAUGCUCCCCAACUGCGCCCCGCCCACAUGCCGCACUCUCCACCCACUGCGCCCCGCCCACAUCCCCGCACCCGCCCCCACUGCGCCUCGCCCACAUCCCCACACUUUCCCCUCACUGCGCCCCGCGCACACUCCCGCUCCCUCCCCCACUGCGCCCCGCCCACACUCCCGCGCCCUCCCGCUCACUGCGGCCUGCCGACAUCCCGCGCCCCCGCCCCCAUCCCGACUGCGCCCCGCUCACACUCCCGCGCCCUCUCCCCCUGGUUGCCCAGCCCACAUCCCGCACUCCCUCCACUGCGCCCCGCUCACACUCUCGCACCCUCCCCUCACUGCGCCCUGCCCACACUCCCGCACUCUCCCCCCACUACGACCCCUACCACAUCCCGCGCCCCCGCCCCCAUCCCCACUGCGCCCCGCCCACACUCCCGCGCCCUCCCGCCCCUGGGCUCUCCCAUCCUGGGCACUCUCCCCAGCGCCUCUACACUUUCUUCCGACGCAGCGCCCUGCCCUCCGUCCCGGCCCACCUACUGCCUCCUGCGCUUCCCCCACACCGUGCUCUGCGCUUCCCCCACACCGUGCUCUUCCUCCUCCUUCACUUCCUCCCACUCCUCGCGCUCCCCUUCAGCGCCCCACGCCGCCCCUCCCCAAAAACCCCGCGUCGCUCUCCUUCCCUCCUGGGCUCUCUUCCAGUCUCGCGCUCCCUGUCGGGCCCCGCCGCAGGUGUCCCGCAGCUGUCUCCCCAGGGCAUUUGAAUCUUGCCUUGGAGCUCUUGCCGCGGCCCAGCACCCUGGAAGAGGCAUCGGGGAGGAUAAGAUGACGAAGAAGGGGAAGGGCCCGGGCUGGAAGGAGGCAAACGAGGGAGGCACUCGCAUGGGGGCAAAACUUAAGGGCGCGACAAAAAACUCAGUAAUCAAGAAGCAAGACAACACAACACUUCCUUUCCAAGCCUCCCCCAGGCCUGGCCAGUGGGAGGAUGUAAAGCUGUUCCUGAAUGAUGUACUUCUUUCUGAUACAAGAGGAAUAAGAAGAAUCCCCUGCCUCGUGCUGCCCACUCUUCAUGACUUUGAAUCUGAAUGA